Molecule: messenger RNA, 774 nt
Organism: Cinclus cinclus
Lineage: Eukaryota; Metazoa; Chordata; Aves; Passeriformes; Cinclidae
Gene: CLCF1
Product: cardiotrophin like cytokine factor 1
Exons: 3
Coding region: 1-774 (257 amino acids)
Source: RefSeq, a predicted model, not a curated record
AUGGGAGCCGCAGUCCCGGGCCGGUGUGCGGGACCGCUGCCUGCCCGCUCGGGGACCCCAGAGCACGCACCAAGCGCCCCGGCCCCGCGCCCGUCCCGCAUGGAGCUGAGAGCAGGUGACUCUUGGGGGAUCUUCACCUUCCUGUGCGCCGCGCUUUGCAACCUGCCGGCGCUGCCGGCGCUGAACUGCUCCGAGGAGCUGGGCGCCGGCCAGUCCAUCCAGCAGACCUACGACCUGACCCGCUACCUGGAGCACCAGCUCCGCACCCUCGCCGGCACCUACCUGAACUACCUGGGGCCCCCCUUCAAUGAGCCCGACUUCAAUCCCCCGCGGCUGGCUCGUGCCGAGCGGGUCCCCAGCGCCACGGUGGACCUGGACCUGUGGCGGGGCCUGACGGACAACGCCCGCCUGGCCGCCAACUACCGGGCCUAUAGCCGCCUGCUCUGCUACCUGCGGGUGCUGGAUGGGCAGGUGGGCACUGCCGAGCUGCGCCACCGCCUCUCCCACUUCUGCGCCAGCCUCCAGGGGCUGGUGCUCAGCAUCGGCGGAGUCAUGUCCUCGCUGGGGUACCCGCUACCCGCCGGCCCCGCCGGGCCCCCCGCUCCCCCCGGAGCGCCCGCGGCCCCCAAUGACUUCCUGAAGAAGAUGGAUGAUUUCUGGCUGCUGAAGGAGCUGCAGACCUGGCUCUGGCGCUCGGCCAAGGACUUUAACCGCCUCAAGAAGAAGGUGCCGCCCGCCGUGGUCACCCUGCGGCUGGAGGCAAGGGGGUUCUGA